Drosophila virilis is the source of this 1219-nucleotide messenger RNA. Its product is annotated as angiopoietin-related protein 7. Lineage: Eukaryota; Metazoa; Arthropoda; Insecta; Diptera; Drosophilidae. The record is from RefSeq and is a predicted model, not a curated record.
GUGCAGUUGGGAAUCGCGUUUUCAUAUAAGAAUCAAAGUGCUAUCAAAAUGAAAUGUAUUGUGUUUAAAUAUAUUCUAUUUAUAAGCCUAAUACUGAUCUUAGCUGAAGCAGCAGAGGCUAACGAAAAUGAGUCUUGUGUGGCAGCCAGAAAAGCAGAGGAGGAAUGUGGAGAGCACACCUAUAAGGCUGUUAGACCAUUAUUAAAGUAUAUACAUCAGAUGAAGACGGAAAUUGAAAGCAAUAACAAUAAAAUGGAAGGCAAAGAUAGAGAAAUCAAGCAAUUGCAGGAAAAACUUAACCUACAUAAUGAACUUAUCAUCGGGGCACUUAAAGAGCUAACGAAGAAUGUUUUAUCAAUAAAAGAGGAAAUGGGUAAACCCACUUCCAAUGCCUUGAAAGUCCAGCACCUUGAAGAGCAGCUGGAGAAACAAAAGAAGUCAAUCGAUCAAAAGGAUCAACAAAUAUCCGAAAUCAAAAAUGAAAUCAACAAUUUAACCAAAAAAUUAAAAAGCUACGAAGAAAAGCCCGUUUACGGUGGAUGCACUCCCUUUGGAGAUGCCCCGGGUAUUCAUAAAAUUACUAUUAAAGAUUCUUUCGAUGUACUCUGUGAUAGUGCGACAGCAGGUCCUGGCUGGACGGUUAUCCAACAGCGAAUCAAUGGCAAAGAGGACUUCUAUAGGGAUUGGAAGACAUACCGUGCCGGCUUUGGAAACUUUGAUGGUGACUUCUUCUUAGGACUGGAGAAAAUUCAUCGCUUGACGAGUGCCCAGCCCCAUGAGCUGUACAUACAUAUGAAAGGAUUUGAUGGUGUCAUCAAAUACAGAAGAUACGAACAAUUCGCUAUCGCUGGCGAGGAGGAUCAAUACAGACUGAGCAUCUCUGGUAAGGCUGUGGACAAUGAAUACGAUGAGUUGGGCUUCCACAACAAUCAGAAAUUCAGCACAUUCGAUCGUGAUAAUGAUGCCUGGGAUGAUGGCAACUGCGUAAAUAAUUAUUAUGGUGGCUGGUGGUUCACAAACUGUGCAUUAAGCAAUUUAAAUGGCAAAUAUCAUAAUCAUGAGAUGGACAAAGGGGUUGCCAUAUAUUUGGAUGGCUUCGUCUCGUUGAAGAAUGUGAAAAUUCUUAUACGACCCAAGAGCUAUUGAAAAUUGUAAAAGUUUUAUCUAAAAACAUAUACAAUACUUUGAAAUAUACAAUACUUUUCACAAACUCCAUUAA